Messenger RNA from Teleopsis dalmanni, 591 nucleotides. Its product is annotated as glutamate racemase-like. The record is from RefSeq and is a predicted model, not a curated record. Lineage: Eukaryota; Metazoa; Arthropoda; Insecta; Diptera; Diopsidae. Gene Ontology annotation, biological process: peptidoglycan biosynthetic process. The transcript has a single exon. The annotation marks the transcript as partial. Gene Ontology annotation, molecular function: glutamate racemase activity.
AUGACGCAAGGACCAAUUGGUAUUUUUGAUUCAGGAUAUGGAGGAUUGACUGUUUUUAAAGAAAUACAAAAAAAAUUACCACAAUACGAUUACAUAUACUUAGGAGAUAACGCACGUGUUCCUUACGGAACCCGUUCUUUUGAAACAGUAUAUGAAUACACAAAAGAAUGUGUAUAUAAAUUAUUCGAUUUGGGAUGUAAUUUGGUUAUUCUUGCUUGCAAUACAGCUUCUGCAAAGGCAUUACGAACAAUACAACAAAAUGAUUUACCAGAAGGAAAAAAAGUGUUAGGAGUUAUUCGUCCAACAACAGAAUCUAUUAACGAUUAUACAAAAAAUAACAAUGUUGGAAUCUUGGCAACACAAGGAACAGUUUUGUCUGAAUCGUAUAAAAUAGAAAUCAACAAAUUUUUUCCAAACAUCAAUGUUUUUCAACAUGCUUGCCCACUUUGGGUUCCUUUGGUAGAAAACAAUGAAAUUACAAGUAGAGCUGCACAUGAUAUUGUAGAAAAAGAUAUACAACGAUUAUUUGCUCAGUCAACAGCUAUUGAUACUAUUGUAUUGGCUUGUACUCAUUAUCCAUUGCUAUUGCCA